AUGGCACGUGGACAAGAAGAGAAUGUAGCACUAUUGGGCAAAACUACUCAGUCAUCAAUUUACGACGGAUCUUAUCCUGAAUGGGCUCUUGAUGAAUCGUUGAGCACCUGGACCCACACUAACUCUGAAACCAACCCAUGGUGGAGAGUGGAUCUACUGAAGAUAUACAGUGUGAACAGAGUGACCAUCACUAAUAGACUGACCAGUUAUUCGAGGAUUAACGGAGCGGUGAUUCGUAUCGGGAACUUUCUUGACAUUUACAGCAACACCAUAUGUGGUGUAAUUUCUACUCUUGGAGCCGGUGCCACGGCCACUUUCUCAUGCGGUGGGAUGGAGGGUCGUUAUAUGGUUGUUAAUAUUCCUGGAGAUCAGCAGAUUCUUAGUAUUGUUGAAGCUGGAGUCUACGGGUAUUUAGCAGAUGAUUCUGAUAAACGUGGGGCUUGA
Molecule: messenger RNA, 444 nt
Organism: Onychostoma macrolepis
Lineage: Eukaryota; Metazoa; Chordata; Actinopteri; Cypriniformes; Cyprinidae
Product: fucolectin-1-like
Exons: 4
Coding region: 1-444 (147 amino acids)
Source: RefSeq, a predicted model, not a curated record